AUGUCUUUUAUUGUUCAAAAAGCUGGCAACCAAGCCAUCGAUGUGAACCGCGUCAGCGGGGUCGAUUACCACCUGACGACGAACGGGUCGGACUGGCUGUGGGCGGUUGCGUCGAUAUUUGGGCUGUUGACGGUUGUCUACGCAGCGUUGUUCUUCGCCGCCGAGUACAAGGGAUCAGCGCUGACGAGGUACGCGCUCGCGGUGCCCUUUUUGAUCUCGUUUUUCGAGUUUUUCUUCUACUUCACGUACGCCUCGAAUCUGGGCUGGACCGCCAUCCAGGCAGAGUUUGGGCACGUCACGGUGGAUGAUCCCGUUACCACGGCGAGUCCGGGGUACAGACAGAUCUUCUAUUCGAAGUUUGUGGCGUGGUUUCUGUCGUGGCCCUUGCUUCUGUUUCUGCUGGAGCUGGCAGGCAGCUCGACCACGGUGCCCGCGUCGGAGCUGGAGACGUUGUCUGUUUUCGAUAUGGUGCACAGUCUUUUGAUCCAGAUCUUCAGCGCCUUUUUCUGGGUUGUUUCGCUGUUGGUGGGCUCUUUGAUCCGGUCCUCGUACAAGUGGGGUUACUGGACCUUUGGUGCCGUCACCAUGUUGAUUGGCGAGGCUGUCAUCAUCAGAAGACACGUGUUCACCCUGAAGCUGAGAGGGUUUUCUCUGGGAAUGCUGUGCACUGCUUCUGUCAUAGUCUGGUUGUAUUUUGUUUGCUGGGGCCUGUCCGAAGGUGGCAACGUUAUUCAGCCCAAUUCCGAGGCUGUGUUUUACGGCAUACUGGACUUAUGCAUUUUUGCUAUCUAUCCGGCCUAUCUCUUGUUCAUCGUUGCGCGCUUUGGCAGGUGGCCAUCGUUUUCCUUGAGAGGCGGUUUUGGGAAAGACUACCAUGAUACGCAUACCGAGAAGACUUCGGAUCCAAAUUCGAUCAGAGAAUCGGGCGACACUCACGUCGUGGGUGCCGUUCCCGGUGUUGUUUCUGCUACUGGCCCUGACACUCAUCCUUCUACAGUUUCGCCUAGCGCCAACACUACCACCGCACGGGCUGCUACUAAUCCUCAUCCAACUGCAACUGCAACUGCUGAAGAAGUUUAA
This is a messenger RNA of Zygotorulaspora mrakii, 1080 nucleotides long. It is a transcript of the gene HSP30, whose product is annotated as Hsp30p. The transcript has a single exon. Gene Ontology annotation, cellular component: plasma membrane; endoplasmic reticulum. Lineage: Eukaryota; Fungi; Ascomycota; Saccharomycetes; Saccharomycetales; Saccharomycetaceae. The record is from RefSeq and is a predicted model, not a curated record. Bases 1 to 1080 code for a protein of 359 amino acids.